CGUUGGCGAGUGGAGCCAGUGGAGUGCUGCAGUAUGCACAACCACCUGUGGUGAAGGCCAAAAGGGAAGCGUGGAAAGAAGCAGAAGUUGUGUUACGCCAGCCAAUAAUAUCAGCUGUACAGCCGCACUAACAGAAACCCAAAUAGGAAACUGCGGCCUGCCUAAAUGCCCAGUUGAUGGAGGGCUGUCAAACUGGACAUCGUGGUCAAUCGUACCCUGCCCUCUCACAUGUGGAGUAGAUGCCAUGACAAAUCAGAGCAGACGUAGGGAUUGUAACAACCCCGCUCCGGAAGCCGGUGGCAAGAACUGCACAGGUCCACUGAUUGAAAGCAGUCAGACACACUGCAAUGUCCCUCCAUGUAGUGGCGACGACGGCGUUGGCGAGUGGAGCCAGUGGAGUGCUGCAGUAUGCACAACCACCUGUGGUGAAGGCCAAAAGGGAAGCGUGGAAAGAAGCAGAAGUUGUGUUACGCCAGCCAAUAAUAUCAGCUGUACAGCCGCACUAACAGAAACCCAAAUGGGAAACUGCGGCCUGCCUAAAUGCCCAGUUGAUGGAGGGCUGUCAAACUGGACAUCGUGGUCAAUCGUACCCUGCCCUCUCACAUGUGGAGUAGAUGCCAUGACAAAUCAGAGCAGACGUAGGGAUUGUAACAACCCCGCUCCGGAAGCCGGUGGCAAGAACUGCACAGGUCCACUGAUUGAAAGCAGUCAGACACACUGCAAUGUCCCUCCAUGUAGUGGCGACGACGGCGUUGGCGAGUGGAGCCAGUGGAGUGCUGCAGUAUGCACAACCACCUGUGGUGAAGGCCAAAAGGGAAGCGUGGAAAGAAGCAGAAGUUGUGUUACGCCAGCCAAUAAUAUCAGCUGUACAGCCGCACUAACAGAAACCCAAAUGGGAAACUGCGGCCUGCCUAAAUGCCCAGUUGAUGGAGGGCUGUCAAACUGGACAUCGUGGUCAAUCGUACCCUGCCCUCUCACAUGUGGAGUAGAUGCCAUGACAAAUCAGAGCAGACGUAGGGAUUGUAACAACCCUGCUCCAGAAGCCGGUGGCAAGAACUGCACAGGUCCACUGAUUGAAAGCAGUCAGACACACUGCAAUGUCCCUCCAUGUAGUGGCGACGACGGCGUUGGCGAGUGGAGCCAGUGGGGUGCUGCAGUAUGCACAACCACCUGUGGUGAAGGCCAAAAGGGAAGCGUGGAAAGAAGCAGAAGUUGUGUUACGCCAGCCAAUAAUAUCAGCUGUACAGCCGCACUAACAGAAACCCAAAUUGGAAACUGCGGCCUGCCUAAAUGCCCAGUUGAUGGAGGGCUGUCAAACUGGACAUCGUGGUCAAUCGUACCCUGCCCUCUCACAUGUGGAGUAGAUGCCAUGACAAAUCAGAGCAGACGUAGGGAUUGUAACAACCCCGCUCCAGAAGCCGGUGGCAAGAACUGCACAGGUCCACUGAUUGAAAGCAGUCAGACACACUGCAAUGUCCCUCCAUGUAGUGGCGACGACGGCGUUGGCGAGUGGAGCCAGUGGAGUGCUGCAGUAUGCACAACCACCUGUGGUGAAGGCCAAAAGGGAAGCGUGGAAAGAAGCAGAAGUUGUGUUACGCCAGCCAAUAAUAUCAGCUGUACAGCCGCACUAACAGAAACCCAAAUGGGAAACUGUGGCCUGCCUAAAUGCCCAGUUGAUGGAGGGCUGUCAAACUGGACAUCGUGGUCAAUCGUACCCUGCCCUCUCACAUGUGGAGUAGAUGCCAUGACAAAUCAGAGCAGACGUAGGGAUUGUAACAACCCCGCUCCAGAAGCCGGUGGCAAGAACUGCACAGGUCCACUGAUUGAAAGCAGUCAGACACACUGCAAUGUCCCUCCAUGUAGUGGCGACGACGGCGUUGGCGAGUGGAGCCAGUGGAGUGCUACAGUAUGCACAACCACCUGUGGUGAAGGCCAAAAGGGAAGCGUGGAAAGAAGCAGAAGUUGUGUUACGCCAGCCAAUAAUAUCAGCUGUACAGCCGCACUAACAGAAACCCAAAUUGGAAACUGCGGCCUGCCUAAAUGCCCAGUUGAUGGAGGGCUGUCAAACUGGACAUCGUGGUCAAUCGUACCCUGCCCUCUCACAUGUGGAGUAGAUGCCAUGACAAAUCAGAGCAGACGUAGGGAUUGUAACAACCCCGUUCCGGAAGCUGGUGGCAAGAACUGCACAGGUCCACUGAUGGAAAGCAGUCAGACACACUGCAAUGUCCCUCCAUGUAGUGGCGACGACGGCGUUGGCGAGUGGAGCCAGUGGAGUGCUACAGUAUGCACAACCACCUGUGGUGAAGGCCAAAAGGGAAGCGUGGAAAGAAGCAGAAGUUGUGUUACGCCAGCCAAUAAUAUCAGCUGUACAGCCGCACUAACAGAAACCCAAAUGGGAAACUGCGGCCUGCCUAAAUGCCCAGUUGAUGGAGGGCUGUCAAACUGGACAUCGUGGUCAAUCGUACCCUGCCCUCUCACAUGUGGAGUAGAUGCCAUGACAAAUCAGAGCAGACGUAGGGAUUGUAACAACCCCGCUCCGGAAGCCGGUGGCAAGAACUGCACAGGUCCACUGAUGGAAAGCAGUCAGACACACUGCAAUGUCCCUCCAUGUAGUGGCGACGACGGCGUUGGCGAGUGGAGCCAGUGGAGUGCUGCAGUAUGCACAACCACCUGUGGUGAAGGCCAAAAGGGAAGCGUGGAAAGAAGCAGAAGUUGUGUUACGCCAGCCAAUAAUAUCAGCUGUACAGCCGCACUAACAGAAACCCAAAUGGGAAACUGCGGCCUGCCUAAAUGCCCAGUUGAUGGAGGGCUGUCAAACUGGACAUCGUGGUCAAUCGUACCCUGCCCUCUCACAUGUGGAGUAGAUGCCAUGACAAAUCAGAGCAGACGUAGGGAUUGUAACAACCCCGCUCCGGAAGCCGGUGCCAAGAACUGCACAGGUCCACUGAUUGAAAGCAGUCAGACACACUGCAAUGUCCCUCCAUGUAGUGGCGACGACGGCGUUGGCGAGUGGAGCCAGUGGAGUGCUGCAGUAUGCACAACCACCUGUGGUGAAGGCCAAAAGGGAAGCGUGGAAAGAAGCAGAAGUUGUGUUACGCCAGCCAAUAAUAUCAGCUGUACAGCCGCACUAACAGAAACCCAAAUUGGAAACUGUGGCCUGCCUAAAUGCCCAGUUGAUGGAGGGCUGUCAAACUGGACAUCGUGGUCAAUCGUACCCUGCCCUCUCACAUGUGGAGUAGAUGCCAUGACAAAUCAGAGCAGACGUAGGGAUUGUAACAACCCCGCUCCGGAAGCCGGUGGCAAGAACUGCACAGGUCCACUGAUGGAAAGCAGUCAGACACACUGCAAUGUCCCUCCAUGUAGUGGCGACGACGGCGUUGGCGAGUGGAGCCAGUGGAGUGCUGCAGUAUGCACAACCACCUGUGGUGAAGGCCAAAAGGGAAGCGUGGAAAGAAGCAGAAGUUGUGUUACGCCAGCCAAUAAUAUCAGCUGUACAGCCGCACUAACAGAAACCCAAAUGGGAAACUGCGGCCUGCCUAAAUGCCCAGUUGAUGGAGGGCUGUCAAACUGGACAUCGUGGUCAAUCGUACCCUGCCCUCUCACAUGUGGAGUAGAUGCCAUGACAAAUCAGAGCAGACGUAGGGAUUGUAACAACCCCGCUCCGGAAGCCGGUGCCAAGAACUGCACAGGUCCACUGAUUGAAAGCAGUCAGACACACUGCAAUGUCCCUCCAUGUAGUGGCGACGACGGCGUUGGCGAGUGGAGCCAGUGGAGUGCUGCAGUAUGCACAACCACCUGUGGUGAAGGCCAAAAGGGAAGCGUGGAAAGAAGCAGAAGUUGUGUUACGCCAGCCAAUAAUAUCAGCUGUACAGCCGCACUAACAGAAACCCAAAUUGGAAACUGUGGCCUGCCUAAAUGCCCAGUUGAUGGAGGGCUGUCAAACUGGACAUCGUGGUCAAUCGUACCCUGCCCUCUCACAUGUGGAGUAGAUGCCAUGACAAAUCAGAGCAGACGUAGGGAUUGUAACAACCCCGCUCCGGAAGCCGGUGGCAAGAACUGCACAGGUCCACUGAUUGAAAGCAGUCAGACACACUGCAAUGUCCCUCCAUGUAGUGGCGACGACGGCGUUGGCGAGUGGAGCCAGUGGAGUGCUGCAGUAUGCACAACCACCUGUGGUGAAGGCCAAAAGGGAAGCGUGGAAAGAAGCAGAAGUUGUGUUACGCCAGCCAAUAAUAUCAGCUGUACAGCCGCACUAACAGAAACCCAAAUUGGAAACUGCGGCCUGCCUAAAUGCCCAGUUGAUGGAGGGCUGUCAAACUGGACAUCGUGGUCAAUCGUACCCUGCCCUCUCACAUGUGGAGUAGAUGCCAUGACAAAUCAGAGCAGACGUAGGGAUUGUAACAACCCCGCUCCGGAAGCCGGUGGCAAGAACUGCACAGGUCCACUGAUUGAAAGCAGUCAGACACACUGCAAUGUCCCUCCAUGUAGUGGCGACGACGGCGUUGGCGAGUGGAGCCAGUGGAGUGCUGCAGUAUGCACAACCACCUGUGGUGAAGGCCAAAAGGGAAGCGUGGAAAGAAGCAGAAGUUGUGUUACGCCAGCCAAUAAUAUCAGCUGUACAGCCGCACUAACAGAAACCCAAAUUGGAAACUGUGGCCUGCCUAAAUGCCCAGUUGAUGGAGGGCUGUCAAACUGGACAUCGUGGUCAAUCGUACCCUGCCCUCUCACAUGUGGAGUAGAUGCCAUGACAAAUCAGAGCAGACGUAGGGAUUGUAACAACCCCGCUCCGGAAGCCGGUGGCAAGAACUGCACAGGUCCACUGAUUGAAAGCAGUCAGACACACUGCAAUGUCCCUCCAUGUAGUGGCGACGACGGCGUUGGCGAGUGGAGCCAGUGGAGUGCUGCAGUAUGCACAACCACCUGUGGUGAAGGCCAAAAGGGAAGCGUGGAAAGAAGCAGAAGUUGUGUUACGCCAGCCAAUAAUAUCAGCUGUACAGCCGCACUAACAGAAACCCAAAUUGGAAACUGUGGCCUGCCUAAAUGCCCAGUUGAUGGAGGGCUGUCAAACUGGACAUCGUGGUCAAUCGUACCCUGCCCUCUCACAUGUGGAGUAGAUGCCAUGACAAAUCAGAGCAGACGUAGGGAUUGUAACAACCCCGCUCCGGAAGCCGGUGGCAAGAACUGCACAGGUCCACUGAUGGAAAGCAGUCAGACACACUGCAAUGUCCCUCCAUGUAGUGGCGACGACGGCGUUGGCGAGUGGAGCCAGUGGAGUGCUGCAGUAUGCACAACCACCUGUGGUGAAGGCCAAAAGGGAAGCGUGGAAAGAAGCAGAAGUUGUGUUACGCCAGCCAAUAAUAUCAGCUGUACAGCCGCACUAACAGAAACCCAAAUUGGAAACUGUGGCCUGCCUAAAUGCCCAGUUGAUGGAGGGCUGUCAAACUGGACAUCGUGGUCAAUCGUACCCUGCCCUCUCACAUGUGGAGUAGAUGCCAUGACAAAUCAGAGCAGACGUAGGGAUUGUAACAACCCCGCUCCGGAAGCCGGUGGCAAGAACUGCACAGGUCCACUGAUGGAAAGCAGUCAGACACACUGCAAUGUCCCUCCAUGUAGUGGCGACGACGGCGUUGGCGAGUGGAGCCAGUGGAGUGCUGCAGUAUGCACAACCACCUGUGGUGAAGGCCAAAAGGGAAGCGUGGAAAGAAGCAGAAGUUGUGUUACGCCAGCCAAUAAUAUCAGCUGUACAGCCGCACUAACAGAAACCCAAAUUGGAAACUGUGGCCUGCCUAAAUGCCCAGUUGAUGGAGGGCUGUCAAACUGGACAUCGUGGUCAAUCGUACCCUGCCCUCUCACAUGUGGAGUAGAUGCCAUGACAAAUCAGAGCAGACGUAGGGAUUGUAACAACCCCGCUCCGGAAGCCGGUGGCAAGAACUGCACAGGUCCACUGAUGGAAAGCAGUCAGACACACUGCAAUGUCCCUCCAUGUAGUGGCGACGACGGCGUUGGCGAGUGGAGCCAGUGGAGUGCUGCAGUAUGCACAACCACCUGUGGUGAAGGCCAAAAGGGAAGCGUGGAAAGAAGCAGAAGUUGUGUUACGCCAGCCAAUAAUAUCAGCUGUACAGCCGCACUAACAGAAACCCAAAUUGGAAACUGUGGCCUGCCUAAAUGCCCAGUUGAUGGAGGGCUGUCAAACUGGACAUCGUGGUCAAUCGUACCCUGCCCUCUCACAUGUGGAGUAGAUGCCAUGACAAAUCAGAGCAGACGUAGGGAUUGUAACAACCCCGCUCCGGAAGCCGGUGGCAAGAACUGCACAGGUCCACUGAUGGAAAGCAGUCAGACACACUGCAAUGUCCCUCCAUGUAGUGGCGACGACGGCGUUGGCGAGUGGAGCCAGUGGAGUGCUGCAGUAUGCACAACCACCUGUGGUGAAGGCCAAAAGGGAAGCGUGGAAAGAAGCAGAAGUUGUGUUACGCCAGCCAAUAAUAUCAGCUGUACAGCCGCACUAACAGAAACCCAAAUUGGAAACUGUGGCCUGCCUAAAUGCCCAGUUGAUGGAGGGCUGUCAAACUGGACAUCGUGGUCAAUCGUACCCUGCCCUCUCACAUGUGGAGUAGAUGCCAUGACAAAUCAGAGCAGACGUAGGGAUUGUAACAACCCCGCUCCGGAAGCCGGUGGCAAGAACUGCACAGGUCCACUGAUGGAAAGCAGUCAGACACACUGCAAUGUCCCUCCAUGUAGUGGCGACGACGGCGUUGGCGAGUGGAGCCAGUGGAGUGCUGCAGUAUGCACAACCACCUGUGGUGAAGGCCAAAAGGGAAGCGUGGAAAGAAGCAGAAGUUGUGUUACGCCAGCCAAUAAUAUCAGCUGUACAGCCGCACUAACAGAAACCCAAAUUGGAAACUGUGGCCUGCCUAAAUGCCCAGUUGAUGGAGGGCUGUCAAACUGGACAUCGUGGUCAAUCGUACCCUGCCCUCUCACAUGUGGAGUAGAUGCCAUGACAAAUCAGAGCAGACGUAGGGAUUGUAACAACCCCGCUCCGGAAGCCGGUGGCAAGAACUGCACAGGUCCACUGAUGGAAAGCAGUCAGACACACUGCAAUGUCCCUCCAUGUAGUGGCGACGACGGCGUUGGCGAGUGGAGCCAGUGGAGUGCUGCAGUAUGCACAACCACCUGUGGUGAAGGCCAAAAGGGAAGCGUGGAAAGAAGCAGAAGUUGUGUUACGCCAGCCAAUAAUAUCAGCUGUACAGCCGCACUAACAGAAACCCAAAUUGGAAACUGUGGCCUGCCUAAAUGCCCAGUUGAUGGAGGGCUGUCAAACUGGACAUCGUGGUCAAUCGUACCCUGCCCUCUCACAUGUGGAGUAGAUGCCAUGACAAAUCAGAGCAGACGUAGGGAUUGUAACAACCCCGCUCCGGAAGCCGGUGGCAAGAACUGCACAGGUCCACUGAUUGAAAGCAGUCAGACACACUGCAAUGUCCCUCCAUGUAGUGGCGACGACGGCGUUGGCGAGUGGAGCCAGUGGAGUGCUGCAGUAUGCACAACCACCUGUGGUGAAGGCCAAAAGGGAAGCGUGGAAAGAAGCAGAAGUUGUGUUACGCCAGCCAAUAAUAUCAGCUGUACAGCCGCACUAACAGAAACCCAAAUUGGAAACUGUGGCCUGCCUAAAUGCCCAGUUGAUGGAGGGCUGUCAAACUGGACAUCGUGGUCAAUCGUACCCUGCCCUCUCACAUGUGGAGUAGAUGCCAUGACAAAUCAGAGCAGACGUAGGGAUUGUAACAACCCCGCUCCGGAAGCCGGUGGCAAGAACUGCACAGGUCCACUGAUUGAAAGCAGUCAGACACACUGCAAUGUCCCUCCAUGUAGUGGCGACGACGGCGUUGGCGAGUGGAGCCAGUGGAGUGCUGCAGUAUGCACAACCACCUGUGGUGAAGGCCAAAAGGGAAGCGUGGAAAGAAGCAGAAGUUGUGUUACGCCAGCCAAUAAUAUCAGCUGUACAGCCGCACUAACAGAAACCCAAAUUGGAAACUGUGGCCUGCCUAAAUGCCCAGUUGAUGGAGGGCUGUCAAACUGGACAUCGUGGUCAAUCGUACCCUGCCCUCUCACAUGUGGAGUAGAUGCCAUGACAAAUCAGAGCAGACGUAGGGAUUGUAACAACCCCGCUCCGGAAGCCGGUGGCAAGAACUGCACAGGUCCACUGAUUGAAAGCAGUCAGACACACUGCAAUGUCCCUCCAUGUAGUGGCGACGACGGCGUUGGCGAGUGGAGCCAGUGGAGUGCUGCAGUAUGCACAACCACCUGUGGUGAAGGCCAAAAGGGAAGCGUGGAAAGAAGCAGAAGUUGUGUUACGCCAGCCAAUAAUAUCAGCUGUACAGCCGCACUAACAGAAACCCAAAUUGGAAACUGUGGCCUGCCUAAAUGCCCAGUUGAUGGAGGGCUGUCAAACUGGACAUCGUGGUCAAUCGUACCCUGCCCUCUCACAUGUGGAGUAGAUGCAAUGACAAAUCAGAGCAGACGUAGGGAUUGUAACAACCCCGCUCCGGAAGCCGGUGGCAAGAACUGCACAGGUCCACUGAUUGAAAGCAGUCAGACACACUGCAAUGUCCCUCCAUGUAGUGGCGACGACGGCGUUGGCGAGUGGAGCCAGUGGAGUGCUGCAGUAUGCACAACCACCUGUGGUGAAGGCCAAAAGGGAAGCGUGGAAAGAAGCAGAAGUUGUGUUACGCCAGCCAAUAAUAUCAGCUGUACAGCCGCACUAACAGAAACCCAAAUGGGAAACUGUGGCCUGCCUAAAUGCCCAGUUGAUGGAGGGCUGUCAAACUGGACAUCGUGGUCAAUCGUACCCUGCCCUCUCACAUGUGGAGUAGAUGCCAUGACAAAUCAGAGCAGACGUAGGGAUUGUAACAACCCCGCUCCGGAAGCCGGUGGCAAGAACUGCACAGGUCCACUGAUGGAAAGCAGUCAGACACACUGCAAUGUCCCUCCAUGUAGUGGCGACGACGGCGUUGGCGAGUGGAGCCAGUGGAGUGCUGCAGUAUGCACAACCACCUGUGGUGAAGGCCAAAAGGGAAGCGUGGAAAGAAGCAGAAGUUGUGUUACGCCAGCCAAUAAUAUCAGCUGUACAGCCGCACUAACAGAAACCCAAAUUGGAAACUGUGGCCUGCCUAAAUGCCCAGUUGAUGGAGGGCUGUCAAACUGGACAUCGUGGUCAAUCGUACCCUGCCCUCUCACAUGUGGAGUAGAUGCCAUGACAAAUCAGAGCAGACGUAGGGAUUGUAACAACCCCGCUCCGGAAGCCGGUGGCAAGAACUGCACAGGUCCACUGAUGGAAAGCAGUCAGACACACUGCAAUGUCCCUCCAUGUAGUGGCGACGACGGCGUUGGCGAGUGGAGCCAGUGGAGUGCUGCAGUAUGCACAACCACCUGUGGUGAAGGCCAAAAGGGAAGCGUGGAAAGAAGCAGAAGUUGUGUUACGCCAGCCAAUAAUAUCAGCUGUACAGCCGCACUAACAGAAACCCAAAUGGGAAACUGUGGCCUGCCUAAAUGCCCAGUUGAUGGAGGGCUGUCAAACUGGACAUCGUGGUCAAUCGUACCCUGCCCUCUCACAUGUGGAGUAGAUGCCAUGACAAAUCAGAGCAGACGUAGGGAUUGUAACAACCCCGCUCCGGAAGCCGGUGGCAAGAACUGCACAGGUCCACUGAUGGAAAGCAGUCAGACACACUGCAAUGUCCCUCCAUGUAGUGGCGACGACGGCGUUGGCGAGUGGAGCCAGUGGAGUGCUGCAGUAUGCACAACCACCUGUGGUGAAGGCCAAAAGGGAAGCGUGGAAAGAAGCAGAAGUUGUGUUACGCCAGCCAAUAAUAUCAGCUGUACAGCCGCACUAACAGAAACCGAAAUUGGAAACUGUGGCCUGCCUAAAUGCCCAGUUGAUGGAGGGCUGUCAAACUGGACAUCGUGGUCAAUCGUACCCUGCCCUCUCACAUGUGGAGUAGAUGCCAUGACAAAUCAGAGCAGACGUAGGGAUUGUAACAACCCCGCUCCGGAAGCCGGUGGCAAGAACUGCACAGGUCCACUGAUUGAAAGCAGUCAGACACACUGCAAUGUCCCUCCAUGUAGUGGCGACGACGGCGUUGGCGAGUGGAGCCAGUGGGGUGCUGCAGUAUGCACAACAACCUGUGGUGAAGGCCAAAAGGGAAGCGUGGAAAGAAGCAGAAGUUGUGUUACGCCAGCCAAUAAUAUCAGCUGUACAGCCGCACUAACAGAAACCCAAAUGGGAAACUGCGGCCUGCCUAAAUGCCCAGUUGAUGGAGGGCUGUCAAACUGGACAUCGUGGUCAAUCGUACCCUGCCCUCUCACAUGUGGAGUAGAUGCCAUGACAAAUCAGAGCAGACGUAGGGAUUGUAACAACCCCGCUCCGGAAGCCGGUGGCAAGAACUGCACAGGUCCACUGAUGGAAAGCAGUCAGACACACUGCAAUGUCCCUCCAUGUAGUGGCGACGACGGCGUUGGCGAGUGGAGCCAGUGGAGUGCUGCAGUAUGCACAACCACCUGUGGUGAAGGCCAAAAGGGAAGCGUGGAAAGAAGCAGAAGUUGUGUUACGCCAGCCAAUAAUAUCAGCUGUACAGCCGCACUAACAGAAACCCAAAUUGGAAACUGUGGCCUGCCUAAAUGCCCAGUUAAUGGAGGGCUGUCAAACUGGACAUCGUGGUCAAUCGUACCCUGCCCUCUCACAUGUGGAGUAGAUGCCAUGACAAAUCAGAGCAGACGUAGGGAUUGUAACAACCCCGCUCCGGAAGCCGGUGGCAAGAACUGCACAGGUCCACUGAUGGAAAGCAGUCAGACACACUGCAAUGUCCCUCCAUGUAGUGGCGACGACGGCGUUGGCGAGUGGAGCCAGUGGAGUGCUGCAGUAUGCACAACCACCUGUGGUGAAGGCCAAAAGGGAAGCGUGGAAAGAAGUAGAAGUUGUGUUACGCCAGCCAAUAAUAUCAGCUGUACAGCCGCACUAACAGAAACCCAAAUUGGAAACUGCGGCCUGCCUAAAUGCCCAGUUGAUGGAGGGCUGUCAAACUGGACAUCGUGGUCAAUCGUACCCUGCCCUCUCACAUGUGGAGUAGAUGCCAUGACAAAUCAGAGCAGACGUAGGGAUUGUAACAACCCCGUUCCGGAAGCCGGUGGCAAGAACUGCACAGGUCCACUGAUGGAAAGCAGUCAGACACACUGCAAUGUCCCUCCAUGUAGUGGCGACGACGGCGUUGGCGAGUGGAGCCAGUGGAGUGCUGCAGUAUGCACAACCACCUGUGGUGAAGGCCAAAAGGGAAGCGUUGAAAGAAGCAGAAGUUGUGUUACGCCAGCCAAUAAUAUCAGCUGUACAGCCGCACUAACAGAAACCCAAAUGGGAAACUGUGGCCUGCCUAAAUGCCCAGUUGAUGGAGGGCUGUCAAACUGGACAUCGUGGUCAAUCGUACCCUGCCCUCUCACAUGUGGAGUAGAUGCCAUGACAAAUCAGAGCAGACGUAGGGAUUGUAACAACCCCGUUCCGGAAGCUGGUGGCAAGAACUGCACAGGUCCACUGAUGGAAAGCAGUCAGACACACUGCAAUGUCCCUCCAUGUAGUGGCGACGACGGCGUUGGCGAGUGGAGCCAGUGGAGUGCUGCAGUAUGCACAACCACCUGUGGUGAAGGCCAAAAGGGAAGCGUGGAAAGAAGCAGAAGUUGUGUUACGCCAGCCAAUAAUAUCAGCUGUACAGCCGCACUAACAGAAACCCAAAUUGGAAACUGCGGCCUGCCUAAAUGCCCAGUUGAUGGAGGGCUGUCAAACUGGACAUCGUGGUCAAUCGUACCCUGCCCUCUCACAUGUGGAGUAGAUGCCAUGACAAAUCAGAGCAGACGUAGGGAUUGUAACAACCCCGCUCCGGAAGCCGGUGGCAAGAACUGCACAGGUCCACUGAUUGAAAGCAGUCAGACACACUGCAAUGUCCCUCCAUGUAGUGGCGACGACGGCGUUGGCGAGUGGAGCCAGUGGAGUGCUGCAGUAUGCACAGCCACCUGUGGUGAAGGCCAAAAGGGAAGCGUGGAAAGAAGCAGAAGUUGUGUUACGCCAGCCAAUAAUAUCAGCUGUACAGCCGCACUAACAGAAACCCAAAUGGGAAACUGCGGCCUGCCUAAAUGCCCAGUUAAUGGAGGGCUGUCAAACUGGACAUCGUGGUCAAUCGUACCCUGCCCUCUCACAUGUGGAGUAGAUGCCAUGACAAAUCAGAGCAGACGUAGGGAUUGUAACAACCCCGUUCCGGAAGCUGGUGGCAAGAACUGCACAGGUCCACUGAUGGAAAGCAGUCAGACACACUGCAAUGUCCCUCCAUGUAGUGGCGACGACGGCGUUGGCGAGUGGAGCCAGUGGAGUGCUGCAGUAUGCACAACCACCUGUGGUGAAGGCCAAAAGGGAAGCGUGGAAAGAAGCAGAAGUUGUGUUACGCCAGCCAAUAAUAUCAGCUGUACAGCCGCACUAACAGAAACCCAAAUUGGAAACUGCGGCCUGCCUAAAUGCCCAGUUGAUGGAGGGCUGUCAAACUGGACAUCGUGGUCAAUCGUACCCUGCCCUCUCACAUGUGGAGUAGAUGCCAUGACAAAUCAGAGCAGACGUAGGGAUUGUAACAACCCCGUUCCGGAAGCCGGUGGCAAGAACUGCACAGGUCCACUGAUUGAAAGCAGUCAGACACACUGCAAUGUCCCUCCAUGUAGUGGCGACGACGGCGUUGGCGAGUGGAGCCAGUGGAGUGCUGCAGUAUGCACAGCCACCUGUGGUGAAGGCCAAAAGGGAAGCGUGGAAAGAAGCAGAAGUUGUGUUACGCCAGCCAAUAAUAUCAGCUGUACAGCCGCACUAACAGAAACCCAAAUGGGAAACUGCGGCCUGCCUAAAUGCCCAGUUAAUGGAGGGCUGUCAAACUGGACAUCGUGGUCAAUCGUACCCUGCCCUCUCACAUGUGGAGUAGAUGCCAUGACAAAUCAGAGCAGACGUAGGGAUUGUAACAACCCCACUCCAGAAGCCGGUGGCAAGAACUGCACAGGUCCACUGAUGGAAAGCAGUCAGACACACUGCAAUGUCCCUCCAUGUAGUGGCGACGACGGCGUUGGCGAGUGGAGCCAGUGGAGUGCUGCAGUAUGCACAACCACCUGUGGUGAAGGCCAAAAGGGAAGCGUGGAAAGAAGCAGAAGUUGUGUUACGCCAGCCAAUAAUAUCAGCUGUACAGCCGCACUAACAGAAACCCAAAUGGGAAACUGCGGCCUGCCUAAAUGCCCAGUCGAUGGAGGGCUGUCAAACUGGACAUCGUGGUCAAUCGUACCCUGCCCUCUCACAUGUGGAGUAGAUGCCAUGACAAAUCAGAGCAGACGUAGGGAUUGUAACAACCCCGCUCCAGAAGCCGGUGGCAAGAACUGCACAGGUCCACUGAUGGAAAGCAGUCAGACACACUGCAAUGUCCCUCCAUGUAGUGGCGACGACGGCGUUGGCGAGUGGAGCCAGUGGAGUGCUGCAGUAUGCACAACCACCUGUGGUGAAGGCCAAAAGGGAAGCGUGGAAAGAAGCAGAAGUUGUGUUACGCCAGCCAAUAAUAUCAGCUGUACAGCCGCACUAACAGAAACCCAAAUGGGAAACUGCGGCCUGCCUAAAUGCCCAGUUGAUGGAGGGCUGUCAAACUGGACAUCGUGGUCAAUCGUACCCUGCCCUCUCACAUGUGGAGUAGAUGCCAUGACAAAUCAGAGCAGACGUAGGGAUUGUAACAACCCCGCUCCAGAAGCCGGUGGCAAGAACUGCACAGGUCCACUGAUGGAAAGCAGUCAGACACACUGCAAUGUCCCUCCAUGUAGUGGCGACGACGGCGUUGGCGAGUGGAGCCAGUGGAGUGCUGCAGUAUGCACAACCACCUGUGGUGAAGGCCAAAAGGGAAGCGUGGAAAGAAGCAGAAGUUGUGUUACGCCAGCCAAUAAUAUCAGCUGUACAGCCGCACUAACAGAAACCCAAAUGGGAAACUGCGGCCUGCCUAAAUGCCCAGUUGAUGGAGGGCUGUCAAACUGGACAUCGUGGUCAAUCGUACCCUGCCCUCUCACAUGUGGAGUAGAUGCCAUGACAAAUCAGAGCAGACGUAGGGAUUGUAACAACCCCGCUCCAGAAGCUGGUGGCAAGAACUGCACAGGUCCACUGAUGGAAAGCAGUCAGACACACUGCAAUGUCCCUCCAUGUAGUGGCGACGACGGCGUUGGCGAGUGGAGCCAGUGGAGUGCUGCAGUAUGCACAGCCACCUGUGGUGAAGGCCAAAAGGGAAGCGUGGAAAGAAGCAGAAGUUGUGUUACGCCAGCCAAUAAUAUCAGCUGUACAGCCGCACUAACAGAAACCCAAAUGGGAAACUGCGGCCUGCCUAAAUGCCCAGUUAAUGGAGGGCUGUCAAACUGGACAUCGUGGUCAAUCGUACCCUGCCCUCUCACAUGUGGAGUAGAUGCCAUGACAAAUCAGAGCAGACGUAGGGAUUGUAACAACCCCACUCCAGAAGCCGGUGGCAAGAACUGCACAGGUCCACUGAUGGAAAGCAGUCAGACACACUGCAAUGUCCCUCCAUGUAGUGGCGACGACGGCGUUGGCGAGUGGAGCCAGUGGAGUGCUGCAGUAUGCACAACCACCUGUGGUGAAGGCCAAAAGGGAAGCGUGGAAAGAAGCAGAAGUUGUGUUACGCCAGCCAAUAAUAUCAGCUGUACAGCCGCACUAACAGAAACCCAAAUGGGAAACUGCGGCCUGCCUAAAUGCCCAGUCGAUGGAGGGCUGUCAAACUGGACAUCGUGGUCAAUCGUACCCUGCCCUCUCACAUGUGGAGUAGAUGCCAUGACAAAUCAGAGCAGACGUAGGGAUUGUAACAACCCCACUCCAGAAGCCGGUGGCAAGAACUGCACAGGUCCACUGAUGGAAAGCAGUCAGACACACUGCAAUGUCCCUCCAUGUAGUGGCGACGACGGCGUUGGCGAGUGGAGCCAGUGGAGUGCUGCAGUAUGCACAACCACCUGUGGUGAAGGCCAAAAGGGAAGCGUGGAAAGAAGCAGAAGUUGUGUUACGCCAGCCAAUAAUAUCAGCUGUACAGCCGCACUAACAGAAACCCAAAUGGGAAACUGCGGCCUGCCUAAAUGCCCAGUUGAUGGAGGGCUGUCAAACUGGACAUCGUGGUCAAUCGUACCCUGCCCUCUCACAUGUGGAGUAGAUGCCAUGACAAAUCAGAGCAGACGUAGGGAUUGUAACAACCCCGCUCCAGAAGCCGGUGGCAAGAACUGCACAGGUCCACUGAUGGAAAGCAGUCAGACACACUGCAAUGUCCCUCCAUGUAGUGGCGACGACGGCGUUGGCGAGUGGAGCCAGUGGAGUGCUGCAGUAUGCACAACCACCUGUGGUGAAGGCCAAAAGGGAAGCGUGGAAAGAAGCAGAAGUUGUGUUACGCCAGCCAAUAAUAUCAGCUGUACAGCCGCACUAACAGAAACCCAAAUGGGAAACUGCGGCCUGCCUAAAUGCCCAGUCGAUGGAGGGCUGUCAAACUGGACAUCGUGGUCAAUCGUACCCUGCCCUCUCACAUGUGGAGUAGAUGCCAUGACAAAUCAGAGCAGACGUAGGGAUUGUAACAACCCCGCUCCAGAAGCCGAUGGCAAGAACUGCACAGGUCCACUGAUGGAAAGCAGUCAGACACACUGCAAUGUCCCUCCAUGUAUUGGCGACGACGAUGUUGGCGAGUGGAGCCAGUGGAGUGCUGCAGUAUGCACAGCCACCUGUGGUGAAGGCCAGGAGGGUAGUAUGGAAAAAAGCAGAAGUUGCGUUAUGCCAGCCAAUAAUAUCAGCUGUACAGCCGCACUAACAGAAACCCAAAUGGGAAAUUGCGGCCUGCCUAAAUGCCCAGUUGAUGGAGGGCUGUCAAACUGGACAUCGUGGUCAAUCGUACCCUGCCCUGUCACAUGUGGAGUAGAUGCCAUGACAAAUCAGAGCAGACGUAGGGAUUGUAACAACCCUGUUCCAAAGGAAGGGGGCCAGAACUGUGUAGGCGCAUUGACGGAAGGCAGUCGGACAUUCUGCAAUGUCCCUCCAUGUAUUGGCGACGACGAUGUUAGCCAAUGGACCAAGUGGAGUGCUGCAGAAUGUACAGCCACCUGUGGUUUAGGCCUAAAAGGAAAUAUGGAAAGGACUAGAACUUGUAUUGCACCUUCCAAUAAUAUCAGCUGUGUUGCCACUCUCAUAGAAAGGCAAAUGGGUAACUGCCAUCUUCCUAAAUGCCCAGUUGAUGGAGGGAUGUCAAACUGGACAUCGUGGGCAAUUGUACCAUGCUCAUUCACAUGUGGAGUAGAUGCCAUGACAAAUCAGAGCAGACGUAGGGAUUGCAACAACCCUGUUCCAAAGGAAGGAGGCCAGAACUGUGUAGGCGCAUUGACGGAAAGCAGUCAGACAUUCUGCAAUGUCCCUCCAUGUCUUGGCGAUGACAACGUCACACAAUGGUCAGAUUGGAGUGACACGUCCUGUCAAGCUACGUGUGGUCAAGAAAGAGAAGAUAUUGUGGAGAGAAAAAGAACUUGCAUCGAUCCUGCAAAUGGUAUCAAUUGUACAGCACUACUCCAUGAUACCACAAAGAGGUUUUGUGGUCUUCCGAAGUGCCCAGUGCAAGCAUCGUUUUCCAACUGGACGGAGUGGUCAAUCGUCCCCUGCCCAAGUACCUGUGGAGCUUCUGCCACGACAACCCGGAGUAGGCAGAGAACAUGCAUCAAUGGUCCUUCCUCAGCACUCAGCGAUAGUGGGUGUUCAGGGCCUUUAAACGAAACAGAGACGCUAUUUUGCAAUAUCUCAGCGUGUUCUGAUGAUGACGAUGUCGGUGCUUGGUCACUGUGGACGGAUCCGGAAUGUACUGUGUCCUGCGGUCCGGGAACAAAAGCCUUCGUGUCAAGAAUCAGGAAAUGUACAAGGCCAGCAAAUGGUUUUAAUUGUACCCAAACUCUUCAAGAUACAGAGUUUAGAGACUGUGGUCUUCCUGAAUGCCGAGUCAACGGAGGGUUGUCACUCUGGUCAUCGUGGACACCGGAUCCAUGUUCAGUGACCUGUGGGGUAUCUGCUUUGACCAGUCAGAGAAGGACGAGGCAAUGCAACAACCCUGCGCCAAACCAUGGUGGAAAUCCGUGCACAGAUCCCCUUCUGGAAACUAGUUUCACAUUUUGUGAUGUCCAAGCAUGCGAUGGCGAUGACAACGUAACACAAUGGUCAGAUUGGAGUGACCAGCCCUGUCAAGCCACGUGUGGUCAAGGAAGAGAGAAUCUUUUGGAGAGAAAAAGAACUUGCAUCGAUCCUGCCAAUGGUUUCAAUUGCACAGCACAGUUGCAACAUACAUCAAUAAGGGGCUGCGGUCUUCCCGAAUGUCCAAUUCAUGGAGGAUUGUCAACGUGGACAUCGUGGUUUAUGGUUCCCUGUUCAAGAACAUGUGGAGUAUCGGCCACGACAACUCAGAGUAGAAGGAGGUCGUGCACCAAUCCUACUCCAAGAUACGGUGGGAGCAAUUGUACAGGAAAUCUGGAAAUAACCAGGACGAUAUUCUGUGAUGUCGAGGCAUGUGCUGGCGACGAUAACGUAACCCAGUGGUCGACUUGGAGUGGCCCGAACUGUAAAGAUACCUGUGGUCCAGUGAAAGUAAGACGAAUGGAGAGGAUUCGAAAUUGCAAUGAACCGUCCAACUGCACAGCACCUCUUGUAGAUACAUCAGAGGAGGAAUGUGGCCUUCCUAAAUGUCCAGUUCAUGGAGGUUGGUCAAACUGGACGGCCUGGUCGGUUGUUCCCUGUUCAAGAACAUGCGGAAAUUCUGCCCAAACAAGUCAAAGUAGACGCAGGACAUGCACAAACCCUUCUCCAAUGUAUGGCGGAGACAAUUGUACAGGAACAUUAUCUGAAACCGAGGAAACUUUCUGUGAGAUCCCACCGUGCAUCGGCGAUGACAACGUAACUGAGUGGUCAUCGUGGAGCAAUAUUUCCUGCCCCACCACUUGCGGGCGAGGAACAAGAGGAGUCGUUAGUAGGAUCAGAGAUUGCGUCGAACCUGCCAGUGGUACAACAUGCUCAGCACCACUUGAAGACAAACGUUCUCGGGACUGCAGUUUUACUGAAUGUCCAGUGGACGGAAGACCUGGUCUGUGGUCGGAGUGGAUAGACCCUCCCUGUCCUGCCACAUGCGGAGCAGUAAUAACGAAAUAUCUGGUGCGGAAACGAAACUGCUCAGACCCAGAACCUGCCUAUGGUGGGCGGAACUGUACAGAUCCACUCGUGGAGACAAAGAUCGGAACAUGUGGUGGAGUUGAUUGCGAAGAGCCACCUAUCCCACCAACUCUGAGCUAUCUCGCUAUCGGCAUUAGCAGCACAGUUGGGGCAGGGUUAAUCGCCGCUAUUGCCGCCAUAGUCUCUGCCAUCUACUGUCGCAAGAAAGGAGCGUCAGUGAAAGACCUUCCAACUUCUGAACCGCCUGACAAUGAGUCAAGCAUUUGGUCGGACACUGAUCUCAACACUACAUACAGCAGUUUAGUGAGUGUGGACCUUAAACCGUUGGAUACAAGGGGUUAUGGAGAAUACCCCGAUGUGUUACAAAACAAGGAAGGACCGUUCUCAGUCCACGACAUGUCUGCAAUACAGUACUAGGCCGUCUUCAGAACAUAUACUGACUCUAACAUAGGAGACACUGGAGAACACAGUCCAGCUGGCUGGUCUUCAUGGUGCCUUAUAAUAUGAUGCUAAUAAAAUGGUAUUUUGGUACGAUAACGUUACCAGGUCUGUUGUUGUGGAACAUGCUGUGUCAUGCAUUCAUUGUAUCAAUCAGUCAUAGCUCAGGAUAUUCUUUUACCUUGUGCAAUGUCACCCGGAGAUAUACUUUGUGUCGUCAGUUGUAUGUAUGUUUACUUUAACUAGAUAAUGUUGAUAUUGUAUGAUAUAGAUGUGUUCAUAUUAGUUUUGUAUGAUUACAAAAUGAUAUUGAGAAGCUAUGAUAUUGAAUGACCUUUAAUUUCAUAAAUGUUUCUUGGUGUACGGUAAAACUAUUUAUAUUUUUGUUUAACCAAUAAAUCAGGUAUCAGACUCGUUUGGUAUACAUAAGAUACUAGUUUCUAUCGCAAAUUAUUCCAGAACGUUGCUAUUGUACUUGAAGUGCGUGGUGUAGGAAUAACUUAGUUUGAAUUUUAGAUGUAUCCAAUGUGACUCAUUAAAGCUUUGGCUUUAAUAUUGACCUGAAACGUUUCUCAUUUCCACGUUAUAGCUACAUGUCUAAUAACAGAUUAAACAUAUUAUUGGACAAUGUCCAUUCAAGUAGUAUAGCAAAUCAACAUGUUGUUGCAAAAUGCGUUUAAUCAAUUUAUUUCUGAACAUAUUAUAUGUAGGUUUGUGUUAUAAAUGACAUAUCUCGCAUCUAUAUGUCAUCACUGAGAUAUCUGCCCUUAUUUUCAUGAAAGCUUGACACAACUAUACCAAACAUAGAAUUAUACAUAAUAUCAUAACCGUUGAUAAUGACUUAAGACUCAUGUAAACGGCCGGGGAAAAAGUAUACACCCUUGUUUGAUUGUGUCUGAAAAUGAAGCAAACACGAAAACGGUUAUUCAAUGGUGAUGUAUUUGAUACGGGUAUCAUAGUUGUGUUUUGGACGUUGGGUUUGCAAUGUUUCAGAGACUGUUUUUAGCCCAGUAACGUUUUGAUAACGCAUAUAAUGUGUUGGUCCAAUACCAAUCUGGAGAUUGCGUAACUACACUUUCUUUUGAAGGAUGUUUUGUUAUAUAUUUACGUCGUAUAGACAUAUUAUGCUAAAUAAUACAUGCAUUAAUAUUACCUUUAAUACUACGAUUUAUUGCAGCCGACUUAUGUUUGAUAAAUGUAUUUUGUACGAUGAAUAAAAUGUUGCGCCCA
Molecule: messenger RNA, 19936 nt
Organism: Haliotis rufescens (red abalone)
Lineage: Eukaryota; Metazoa; Mollusca; Gastropoda; Lepetellida; Haliotidae
Exons: 100
Coding region: 245-18685 (6146 amino acids)
Source: RefSeq, a predicted model, not a curated record